AUGGGAAACAACCUGAACCCGACGCCCCUGCUCUUCAACGACGUGUAUUUUAGUCGCUGGGAGGAGCCGACAGCCCCGUCCCCGUCUAUAUGGGCGCCGUUUCCCCGCCUCCCAGCCGAACUGCGUUUGCGCAUCUGGCUGCUUUCUCUCCAGCAGCACCGCAUGAUUGAGGUCGAUCUCCACCCUACCACCGGCGACGACGAUGCUCCCCAGUACGCCGACAGUAACCAUCUCGGUCGGAUUAUCAGCGGCCGGAGCCGGAGCUACACCUCGCGUCUCCGGGGCCGCGGAUCCUAUGCGGCGUCCCUCACCUCACUAACACUCCUCCGCGUCAGUUGCGAGGCGAGGGCAGCCGCACUCAGCUUCUACCACAUACAUCUGCCCUUAGGUACAGGGCAGGUCCUAUACCUCAGCUCCGAGUACGACGUCAUCUAUGUCCGACCCCGGCGGCCUAAACCUAUUAAUAGGCCGCCGGAGACCGACCCCGAUCCCGAAUUCGGUACCAUCCUCGUCGACUUUUUACACGAUGCCCGAGCCUACGAUUACAAGGACCAAGGAGUUAGCCACCUCGUACUAGAUAAAGAGAUUCGCCACUACCUGCUCGGCUGGUUCGAGGAGUGUGUGAAUUUAACCCCGGAAAUGCUCCACCCAGCCGCAGCGACGUCGUUUGCCGAUAUCCUCCGCUAUAAGCUCCGUUCCCUGCUCUGCGUCGUCGAUUUCGGACGUUCUACGAGGGGCAUGGGCGCCCCCCCAUUAGGGGGCGGGUGGCGCUCCCACUUCGCCCAAACGUUCCCCCUCCGUCGACGAGGCCAUGUAACAGGGGCCUUCCACUGGCUCCAAGCCGACCCGCGACCCGGCGUUGACCUCGACCUCCGCCAGCUCCCUAUCAAGGAUGAUCCCCAUCUAAUGUUACGAAACUGGCGGCGACUGGAACACCUUUUCGGAGUAACAAGAAAUCAGCAAGCUAACCGAGAAAACAAUGACGACUGCGGUUUUUGCCUUUAUGUCUGCCCUACCAAGAACUGGUCGACUCUAGAUAUGCAUCGGAUAGGUGGGGCCGGGAUGCGUUGGGCCACGAGGUGGAAUGUACAGGAGAUGGAAGCAGAGGCGGAGGCAGUAUGGUCGCGGGACGAGCUGGCGCAGUACCUCCAAUACGAGGCUGAGGAUUGGGACGAGCAGCGCUGGUACCUCACCCGCGUCUUCGGGGGCACCCACCAAUCUCCAAAGUAUAGCUCUGACUCUCGAGAGGAGGCGGAAAUAUUUGAGGCGAUGGAGCAGCUGCCCUGUACGGCCAUCGGCAUGUGGCUUUUCCCUGCCAAAGCUUUCCCGCCGCCCACCAUUCCCCAGCUGCUCUCUUUCAACCUUUCGGCCGUCCGCCCCAGUCUACUUCUAUUUGAGGUUUAA
Messenger RNA from Chaetomium fimeti, 1404 nucleotides. RefSeq lists its product as uncharacterized. The record is from RefSeq and is a predicted model, not a curated record. Bases 1 to 1404 code for a protein of 467 amino acids. The transcript is spliced from 2 exons. NCBI's taxonomy places the organism in Eukaryota, Fungi, Ascomycota, Sordariomycetes, Sordariales, Chaetomiaceae.